GUUCGCGGCAUUUCUCCUCCGGUGGAGAACCUCGGUGAUCGGUGCUCGCUCUCAGCUCCAAUUUUCUCAUCCUCCCAACGAUAACCAAUCCCCGUCCCUCCCAUUCCACCAAUCCCGAGGCCCGCCGAUCGAUCCCUCUAUUUCCUAAAAAUUUUUUUAAAAAAAAAUCCAGGAAAAUUCAAUUUUUUUCUUUUCUUUUAUUUAUUUAUUUAUUUUGAUUCCUUAUAUAUAUAAGUUUAUGCAUAGAUUUCUGAGGGAUAAAAAUCGGUGGUGUCUUUGAGGGGCUUCGAAAAAAUAUGGGUGUGAUCUCAAGGCAGAUCUUUCCGGUGUGUGAGAGUCUCUGUUUCUUUUGCCCUGCUUUGCGUGCCAGAUCUAGACAUCCUGUUAAACGAUACAAGAAGUUGCUCGCCGAUAUAUUCCCUCGGUCUCCGGAUGAAGAACCGAAUGAGCGUAUGAUUGGUAAACUAUGUGAAUAUGCCUUAAAAAAUCCUCUGCGUAUCCCCAAGAUCACAAGCUCUCUUGAGCAAAGAUGUUACAGGGAUUUGAGAAAUGAGCAGUUUCAUUCUGUAAAAGUUGUCAUGUGUAUCUACAGGAGAUUGUUGAUUUCUUGCAGGGAGCAAAUGCCAUUAUUUGCAAGUAGCUUCCUUAGUAUUAUACACAUCCUUCUUGAUCAAACACGACAUGAUGAAAUACGUAUUUUAGGAUGCGAAACCCUUUUUGUUUUUGUGAAUAAUCAGACGGAUGGUACUUACAUGUUCAACUUAGAUGGCAUGAUCCCAAAACUUUGUCUUCUAGCUCAAGAUACAGGGGAAGAUGAGAGGGCGCGACAUUUGCGCUAUGCUGCUCUUCAAACGCUUGCAGCAAUGGUUUGGUUCAUGGGUGAAUUCUCUCAUAUUUCAGCGGAAUUUGAUAAUGUUGUUUCAGUUGUUUUGGAAAACUUUGGAGGUCCUAUGGAAAACUCAGAUGCUGACAAUGAUAAGAAUGAUGCCCCUAAUGAGUCUAAUCCUUUACCGUCCAUGGCAACAAUUUCUUCCUGGAGGAUGAUAGUGACUGACAGAGGAGAAAUUAACGUGCCUGUGGAGGAUGCAAAGAAUCCCAGAUUUUGGUCAAGGGUAUGCCUGCAUAACAUUGCCAAGUUGGCGAAGGAAGCUACAACUGUACGACGGGUCUUGGAGUCUUUGUUCCGCUAUUUUGAUAGUGAAAAUCUCUGGUCUCGUCAUCAUGGGCUAGCACUUCCCGUGUUGAUGGAUAUGCAAUUAAUAAUUGAAAAAUUCGGGCAAAACACACACUUUUUGUUAUCCAUUUUAGUUAAGCAUCUUGAUCAUAAGAAUGUUCUUAAGCGUCCAAACAUGCAAUUGGACAUUGUUGAAGUUGUCACUGCCCUAGCGAGACAAACGAAGAUUCAACCAUCUGUUGCCAUGAUUGGUGCAUUGAGUGACAUGAUGAGGCAUCUGCGGAAAAGUAUACACUGCUCACUUGAUGAUUCGAAUUUGGGUGCUGAAGUAAUUGAAUGGAACCGAAAAUAUAAAGAAUCAGUGGACGAGUGCCUUGUGGAGUUGAUACAUAAGGUAGGAGAUGCUAGUCCUGUUCUUGAUGUGAUGGCUGUUAUGUUAGAAAACAUGUCUAAUAUUACUGUUAUGGCGAGAACAUUGAUUUCUGCUGUUUAUCGUAUUGCUCAAAUUGUGGCAUCCAUUCCAAAUUUGUCAUACAAAAACAAGACAUUUCCUGAGGCACUAUUUCAUCAAUUACUCGUAGCUAUGGUCUGUAGUGACCAUGAAACCAGGGUGGGUGCACACCGUAUAUUUUCCAUUGUUCUAGUUCCAUCUUCUGUCUGCCCUCGUACUAGCCCUGCUGGUCCCAGCCAUGCAAACACUAAUGAAAUUCGGAGAACACUCUCAAGAACUGUAUCUGUGUUUUCUUCUUCAGCUGCACUCUAUGAGAAAUUGAUAAAGGAGACCUCACAUGAGCAUGAGGAACCGAAGGCUAAUAAUGAAUCUAUUCUAAGCAGAUUGAAAUCGUCUUAUAGUCGAACUAGUACUGUAAGAAGGAAUCCACCAGUGCCAACCACAAGUGAUUCUGUAGGUAACGUGGAUGUAAACAUGCGUAGUCCUUCUCUGCUUAAAAGAUUGAAGUCAAGAGCUUAUACAGUGAAAAGAAAUCCAUCAAAUGUGAUGGCCGCUCCAAAAAACAAUGUUCCAGACAAAGAACCAACAAUCACCCUUAGACUGAGUAGCCGCCAGAUUACCCUUCUGCUUUCAUCAAUAUGGGCACAAUCCAUUUCUCCCUUAAAUAAACCAGAAAAUUAUGAAGCAAUUGCUCAUACCUACAGCCUGGUGUUGUUAUAUGCCCGGUCUAAGAACUCUGGUCAAGAUACCUUAAUUCGAAGUUUCCAGCUUUCAUUUUCCUUAAGGAGCAUAACCCUUGGUGAAGGAGGCCAUCUGCAGCCAUCAUGCCGCAGAUCCCUCUUCACCUUGGCAACAUUUAUGAUAAUCUUCUCAUCAAAAGUGUACAACAUCAUCCCUCUUGUUGCUCGUGCUAAAGCUGCACUAACAAAUGAAACAGCUGAUCCAUAUCUACAGUUGGUUGAUGAUUGCAAGUUAGAGACUGUUAAUACUGGAUCAGGUCAAUUAGGUUAUGGAUCAAAAGAAGAUGAUGAGGAAGCUAUGAAGUCACUUUCAGCAAUACAACCAACUGAAAUCAAAUCAAAGGAAGCAUUUGCUAAUAUGAUAGUGCAAAAUCUGGGAAAAUCACCAGAAGAGUCCGCAACAAUAAUAGAGAAGUUAGAAAAUAACUUUUUGCCUGAUGACGUAUGUCCAUUGGGAGCUCAAUUAUUCAUGGAUACACCAGGACAGAUCUACCAAUACAUAUUAAAAAAUAAUGGAUCUCCUGAUAUGGCUGAGCCACCAUUGCUCAUUGUUGAGGAUGAUGUUUUACCCAGUGAAAGGCAAGAUGAUCAAGGAACAAAGCAAAGCCUGGAAAGUCAAACCCUUCUAAGUGUUGAUGAGCUUUUAGAUUCAGUGGUGGAGACAACAAAUCAGGUAGGAAGGAUGUCAGUCUCAACAGCACAUGACAUGCCAUACAAGGAAAUGGCUGGCCAUUGUGAGGCCCUUCGGAAGGGAAAGCAGCAAAAGUUGUCCACUUUCAUGGGUCAACAGAGACAAGACAAUUUAAUUACCUAUCCUUCUCAUGAUUCCAACCAGGGAAAAGAAAUUGUUUCUUCUGCCAAUGUCCAACCGGGUUUUCCUAUGACUGGAAAUCCAAUCCUUGUCUCAAACUUCGAAGCUAAACCAGGCAAUCCAUUCGUCAGCACAGGUCCAACGCAUUGUGCAACUGACUACCAGCAUACUCCUCAGUUCUUCAAGCUACCAGCAGCGAGCCCUUAUGAUAAUUUUUUGAAGGCCGCUGGUUGCUAACAUGUAGAGAAGUGACAGUAGUCCCCAUAACAAGUAAGUUUUGUAUUUGAACUAAGGACAGAGGCUUAAGUUCACAGGUAGUAUGUCAAAUUCUCAUUAGACUGGCACAGGCUGCCAUCGAAAUUUUGCAAACUUUUGUAGCGUUUCGAGAUUUAUAAUCUUUGCCAGUUAGUGUCUCCAAUGCUUCCAUCCAUUUUGCAUUUUAUUUUUGUACAGAGGAACCUUAAAUAUUAUUGGCUCUUCCACAUGUUCUUUAUUUGUUGUGAAAUGUGGAAAAUUGACCCCUCCAAUGUAUACUGCUGGGUUGAGUAUAGGCUUCUUUCCUUGUUUUCAGUAAUUGGAUUCCAUUCCUUAUGAUGUGAGGAUCUGUAAAGGCAUAUUUUUUGGGUAGAAGAGAA
Molecule: messenger RNA, 3811 nt
Organism: Ziziphus jujuba (common jujube)
Lineage: Eukaryota; Viridiplantae; Streptophyta; Magnoliopsida; Rosales; Rhamnaceae
Product: protein SEMI-ROLLED LEAF 2
Exons: 19
Coding region: 297-3413 (1038 amino acids)
Source: RefSeq, a predicted model, not a curated record